Messenger RNA from Magallana angulata, 2499 nucleotides. Its product is annotated as homeobox protein Hox-A1-like. The coding region runs from base 224 to 1108 and encodes 294 amino acids. Gene Ontology annotation, biological process: regulation of transcription by RNA polymerase II. The record is from RefSeq and is a predicted model, not a curated record. Gene Ontology annotation, molecular function: RNA polymerase II cis-regulatory region sequence-specific DNA binding; DNA-binding transcription factor activity, RNA polymerase II-specific. Gene Ontology annotation, cellular component: nucleus. The transcript is spliced from 2 exons. Lineage: Eukaryota; Metazoa; Mollusca; Bivalvia; Ostreida; Ostreidae.
CACGCACCGGUAACUCCGUUCUUAUCCACGGGCCAUCUAUCAAAGGACUUUUUUCUUUGCGAGAGAUGAAUUGAUUUUGAUUGGAUAGAAAUUGUCACGUGGGUGCCACUGUCUUUCUAAUCCUGUCAUAUUCAAGUCGUAAUUUAGCUCCAUUUAUUUUAGAUUUAUCUCGCUAUCGACAGCUGAUUUAAGUGUUUCAUUGACAAGACAACACAGAGAAAUAAUGAAUACAGACACCGACUACACGAUCUGUAACUUGGAUGCGCACCCCUACGUAAAUGGGUACAACACAUCUGAAAUUCCCAACACGAUUUACGGAUAUAAUAACAAUAUCAACUCACGUGCUAUUGACACCGGACAACAGAAUUAUUACGGGUCAGAAAAUAUGCUUCCCCCCGGAUUGUCUGGGGUCGACCUUUCUCUCGGAAACCAGGGAUUAACUUAUCCGGUGAGUGGGCCAGUCGUUCCCCGGACCACAAGGCAUCAGGGGUAUGAUUUAGGGGACACUCAGGGCCAUGUCGUGGAGCACUACAUCCCCCAGCACGCGGCUCUCGCCGGGGACCUAGGGUCCGGACAAAAUAUAAACUCUGGUCGCUCAAAUUUCGGGACAACGUGUAUAGAUAAUUUAACGUCUUGUUCUCUUUCCAACGUGUAUGGAGCCACUAUCAAUCAACAAGUCCCCUCUCCGGUCAAAUCGGAACCCAGCAAUGGUCAGAACUUACAAAACAAACCAUUCAGAUGGAUGCAGAUCAAGAGGAAUGCACCCAAACCUGUGACGAAGCAAACCAAUGAAUAUGGGUAUCCCUCCACCCCCGGGACUCCACAGCCUAAUAUGGGACGAACAAACUUCACGAAUAAACAGCUUACGGAGCUCGAGAAAGAGUUCCAUUUCAACAAGUACCUGACACGCGCUCGCCGAAUCGAGAUCGCCGCGGCGCUUGGACUAAACGAAACUCAAGUGAAAAUCUGGUUCCAAAACAGACGGAUGAAGCAGAAAAAGCGCCUCCGUGAGGCUCAGUUUGAUCAGAACAGAGGCGAUAACUGCUCACUGAGCGGACUUGAUGGACUAACUAUGACCGCCAUGUCUCUAUGUCAGGAGGGGAGAUAACUGAUUCCAAAGACCGAGUGUUUCCGUAGUCUGUGAGAAUAUGAGUGCUAUUUUUACAAUGGUGCAAUACGUUCCUGUUUAUUGCUGUUGUACGAAUUGACAAGUGGAAGCUUGUUCAUGGAGUCCGUGUCUCUCACUUUCACCGUCGUCAAUGAUGCAGUCCCCGAUUACUGUCCCUUUUGUGUGAAUUUUAUUCGCAAGACUUUUUUUUGUCGAAAACAAUCAUUUUUUCUGUCAUUUUUCAUUGCUCAAACCAUGCGAAGUCUUACAGGGUGUUUAUUACUAUAAAACCUCAUUGUUGUAGUUUAUCCAACAUAAAUACUUAGUUCUAUCAUAUAUAGAACACACACGUAUAACCAUAGUAUAAUAUAGUCAGAUAUUGAUAUCUGAUUUUUAUGUUAUAACUGAUAUAAAGCUUUUAUCCUUUAUAUUUUGAUGAUAUGGCCCGAGGCUUUCCGAAGGUUGCUCGGCCAGCAGUGAUUUUUAGAUUUGCCAUUUGUACUAGUCAUAUAGGAGGGAUAAUUAUGAUUUUUUUUGUGUUUCCUACAAAUGUUUUUUUGUGACCAGCGUUUUAUAAGGCUGCUCUGAUUAGUUUACUCAUGAAUAAAGCAUAAUGUAUACCACACAGACUAGGCAGUAGAUCCCCGUUCUUUGUUAUGCUCGUCAAACCUGUCUUAUUUAUAUCCAUAUGUGUUCAUUAAAGUCGUUCAAAGAUUCAAACAUUCCAAAUCUCAUCUGGUUGUCUGCUCCAAGUGUACUGCAACUUCAAAACCGUCGAAAAAAUUAUUCAAGUAACUGAUAAUAUGAUUGAAACCAAAGUUUUACGUUCAAACAUGUAUCGGAAAGUUUCAAUAUAAAUUUGAAAUACUAAAUCCUGUACAUUUAGCUGAAAAUAUAUUUUAGAUUUUUGCAGUUCAUUAAGACUGUUAUUGUACAUUCAAACCUAAUCACAGUGACUCCGAAUCAAAAUACCAGUACAGUAAAACCCUGUUUGAACGAUGUGUCAAAAGCGUCCGAUUUUAAAAACGUGAUUCGUCACGUGAUAUUGAAAAAAAAAUAUUUAAUACAAUUUUAAAAUAAGGAAAAUAGAAGUGAAUUGACUGUGAGCGUAAUUCGUUAUAAGGGUGUAAGAUGUAUCCGUGUUCUACUGUAUGUUUUGUCUUAUCGCAGACCAACCUGAUUCCAAUUGUGUUAGUUCAUAACAAUGGUCGUUUUGUCACAGGGUUAUUUUGAUUUACACGUAACUGUCAACUGCAUGUGGAACAUAUUAGCUCAAGUGGAUAUAUAUAUUUAUUGAAUUUUAUGAAGAAAACACGAUUAUUUAUAUAUCAGUUUUUUUGUUUAUCUAUUUUGAUCAGCGAGCAAUAAAAUAACUUUGGUGCAAUAACCUC